This is a messenger RNA of Caenorhabditis auriculariae, 2412 nucleotides long. NCBI's taxonomy places the organism in Eukaryota, Metazoa, Nematoda, Chromadorea, Rhabditida, Rhabditidae. The record is from the annotation of a GenBank genome assembly.
AUGGAUCCUUUUGCAAGUGCCUCGGUCGAUAUUGAUAUGGUGUGUUGCUUUCUCUACAAAGUGGAUAUAAAAAUGUUGAUUUUUGAUAAAAAUGCAUCACUCAAACUAUUCGAAAGUUUUAUUCACAUGAGAAAGGCUGAAAAGUUGUUCAUUCAGCUCGAAAGAGAAAUGUCGGCAGGCCAACAAGGAAGUCGCGAAACGCAGCCGGGAGAUCUUUCCGGAAACAUCGCUGGAAUGAACAGCGCCAGACAACAGCGACGGUUUGCGAAACUGUUGGGUUAUUCUUGAUCUUCUAAUUUUUCAGCGGCCCAAUGCAAGAAGUUGAUUUGGACGCUGACUUUGACACUUUAGACGAACCUGUUUGGGACACAGUUGUACGUUUUUUAACCAAUGUUUUAUUAACCUAGACUAGAUUAAUUUUGAAUUUUGAAACUUCUAAAAUCCUUUUGAAAAUCAAAACAACUUCAAAAAAAAAAAAAAUUAACGAUAAGUAACGAUAAACAAAUAAGUAAUGAACCGGAGAUAGAAACGAAGAAUCGACAUUUCAUAGGCAAUAAAAAGAAAAAAUGAAAUGAUUUGUGCUCACGUACUAUAUGAAAUAUCCAGUUAAAGAUUUUUGCACCAACAGCGCAAAAUUCAAAAAAAAAAAAAUAAAUAAUAGUGUUUCCUGAUUUAAUUUUUUUUUUCUUCCUGGUAAAACUAUCAAGAAGAAAAAUAUCUUACUCCAAUAAAACGGCUAAUAAGAACUAAGAUUGUCCAAGAAAAUUAGGAUUUUGACUUUUUUUUUUUCACAGAAACGAGACUUACUGACAGUUGGACUCAAGUUCGGACAUGUUGUCCUACCUCAUGGAGACAAGCAACAAUUGCUACGGGACUGGGACCUCUGGGGACCUCUUUUCAUCUGUGUUGGCUUAUCUUUGUAUGUUUUUCAAAGUCAAGAAAAAUAUAAACAUCAACUUACGUACAAUUUUUUUUAAUCGAUUCAAAUUUUUCAAUCGGGAAAUUUCCUAUCAAACUUUCUCUUUAUGCAGUAGUUCUUCCGUGAUUUCGAUUUUUGCGAGGUACUUAACAAUUUUUAGUAAUUACUGUAAGAAAAAGUAGUGGUAAAGAAAUUGUCUUCGAUCAUCAUUUCUCAUAUCGUGUUUUUCCAUGCCUCGGUUUAAACGAUUUUUUGAUGAAUGCUCACUAAUAAUCUUUCCGACACCAAGCUGAAGCUUCUUGGAAGCGAGUAUAGACUUCAGAAAAAGUUUCCCAGAAAUAUUCAAACUCUUUUAAGAGUUUAAAAACGAUCUUGAAAUAUUUUGAUCACAGUUGUAGUUGUUUGAAAAGAUUCUCGCAAACGAAAAACUUUCAUUAUUGUCAAAUCAUCUAUCAUAUUUUUUUCCUGUUAUGAUUUUUGUUGUUGUUGAGAGUGAUGUUUACAGAUUGUUACAACAUAAUGGUGGAACUGAAUCUGCACCUCAAUUCACUCAGGUACGUUCAAUAUAAUCAAAAUUUAUAGGAAAAAGAAAUUUUUUUCAGUACAAUACAUUUAAAGUCACAUUGAAGUUAACAUCUUUUAAUUAAUUUACUUUUCAUCAAAUCGUAAAAUUUCACUUUUUUUUCGAUAUGAUACGGAAUUUAUAUUCGAGUUAUAGCUCGUCUCCAUUUUUGUAAGCCUUUUCAGCCCCACAUAAAAGUCAAAUCAUAUUUUUCACAUAAGUUUAAGGAUGUUUUUUAAGACUUGAAUCAGUGAGAAACUUUUUUUUUUCGUUGCGAGACCCUCACAUCAUCUGCAUUCUGUUCCAACUUUUUUUCAGGUUUUCAUAAUAACUUUCUUCGGAUCAGUCGUUGUUACAGCGAACAUCAAGCUUCUUGGCGGAACAAUGUUUGUUUUAGUUUUUUUUUUCUUUCUUUCUUGGAUUGAUAAAACUUGGUAAUUAACUUUUGAUAACAGGAAUAUUGUUUCAGUUCGUUCUUCCAGUCGCUUUGCGUCAUCGGCUACUGUCUACUGCCUCCUUUCGCUGCCGCGGCUCUCUGCACUCUCUUUCUGCACGGAAUCGCCUUUCCUUUAAGGCUUCUCAUUUCUGCCGUCGGCUUCGUCUGGUCCACUUAUGGUACUUUUUUCCUUUUCAAAUUUUAUUUUUCCUUCAUUGCUUUUUUUCAUGGAACCGAAAGCCUUCUGCGGCUCAGUUUAUCAAAGAAAGUUUUAAGAUUUUUUUUGUGUUUGGUAAUUUUUCAUCAUGGCUUUUUUAAUAUGAACUUAUGAAAAAUUCAUUUUAAAAAGGAAAUCUAAAUUACAAAUUCUUUUCUUUUCCAGCGGCGAUGGGAUUUUUGGCGGGCAGCCAGCCGGAGAAGAAGCGGAUACUUGUCAUUUACCCAGUCUUUCUCUUCUAUUUUGUGGUCAGCUGGAUGAUUAUCUCCCAUUCUUGA